AAUGCAUCAAUUGAUUGCAUCUGGCCGGCAGAUGAUUUUUGUCACUGAAUGUAACUUACAAGCAGCUUCUCUUCUAUUCUUCAAAACUCUAUUCCACUCCAAUGUCGAAGAAAUUCAUGCCUUUCAUUGUGGUCAUUUUAUUCCUCUCUACUUUUCCUCUUCUCACUUGUUGCAGUUACAGCAAUGCUAGUGAAAUCCAGAUGUAUAUUGUUCAUGUGGAAUCUCCAGUCAACACAAAGUUUCUCAGCAUUGAAGAUCGUCGGAGUUGGCACGAAUCUUUCUUACCUUCCCCACACUUGGACUCAGGUGAGCCCCGGUUAGUCUACUCGUACGCUCAUGUAAUCAGUGGCUUUGCGGCACGAUUAACUUCAGAAGAUGUCAAAGCCAUGGAAGGAAAGGCAGGUUUUCUACAUGCUCAACCAGACCAGGAACUGGAGAUCAUGACAACCUACACACCAGCAUUCUUGGGAUUGAACCAAUGGAAUGGCGUAUGGUGGGACUCUGACUUUGGCGCAGGGACAAUCAUAGGUGUCAUUGACACUGGGAUCCUCCCCACACAUCCAUCAUUGUCCGAUGAUGAAAUGCCCCUUCCACCACUUAAAUGGAGAGGGCGCUGUGAUUUCAAUGAUGCAUCACUUUGCAACAACAAGCUCAUUGGUGCAAUGUCGUUUAAAGCCGGUUAUGACUCCUCUCCACUGGAUGAGCAUGGGCAUGGUACUCACAUUGCCAGCACAGUAGUGGGAAGCCAGGUAUAUGAUGCUCAUGUUCUUGGCAAUGCAAGGGGCAGUGCUACCGGCAUUGCUCCAAAGGCUCAUCUUGCAAUCUACAAAGUUGUGCAUGAUAACCAAGGUUUUGACAGUGACUUGCUUGCAGCCAUAGAUCAAGCAAUCUUGGAUGGUGUCGAUGUGCUGUCAAUUUCUCUAGGUAGAGUUUCUGAACAACUCUAUGACAGUGCUGCCAUCAUUGGCUCAUUUGCAGCCAUGGAGAAGGGGGUGCUCACAUGCGCAGCAGCAGGCAAUGGCGGACCAUAUCCAAGUGUGAUUGCCAAUGAUGCUCCAUGGAUGCUAACAAUUGGAGCGAGCACCACUGAUAGACGAAUAACCGUGACUGUGCAAUUGGGGAAUGAAAUGGAAGUAGAAGGAGAAGCAGUGUACCAGAUGAGCAAUUUAGAAAGGACGGCACAAUCACCAAUUGCAUACCCGGGUUCCAAUGGUGUCCUGGAAUUCAAGUACUGCAGACCAAGUACAUUGUUCAACAUUGACAUUCAAGAUAAGAUCGUUAUCUGCUGGGCUGACAAUGAUGGUAAUGUAGAGAAAGGCAUUACUAUCAAGAGGGCGGGAGGCGCCGGCAUGAUACUCUUGAACAGCCCUUUGCAAUCACUGACCAUCAUUGUUGAAGCUCAUGUCCUUCCAGUUGCUCAUUUGAGCCACAGAGAAACAAUGAAACUCCUGUCCUAUAUUGAUUUACCAUUGCACACUUGUCCUACAGCGACAAUCAUCUCCAAGGGUACAAGGUUUAGAGCUCAACCAUCACCAGCAGUUGCUUCCUUCUCUUCAAGAGGCCCGAGCUUGAUAAAUGGCGGAAUUCUGAAGCCAGAUGUUAUCAGUCCCGGUGUGAACAUUCUAGCAGCAUGGUCUUUGGACACCGGUCUUAGCCAAAGCACACCAUUCAACUUCAUGAGUGGCACAUCUGUGUCCACUGCUCAUCUCGCUGGUGUUGCAGCCAUGCUUAGAAGCACUCACCCAGAGUGGUCACCAGCAAUGAUCAAAUCUGCGAUCAUGACCACUGCCUAUAAACAAGACCUUGAUGGCAACCAUAUUGCUGCCGAAUACCCAGAUGAUUCCCCUGAUAGUGAUUUCUUUGCUAUGGGGGCAGGCCAUGUCAAUCCUUCAGGAGCUCAUGAUCCAGGCCUGGUUUAUGACAUUGAGCCAAGUGAUUAUAUAAACUAUCUUUGUGGAUUAAGCUUAACAGACAGAGAAGUUUCAGUCAUAGCUCAUCAGAACAUCCAGUGCUCCGAUGUUGAAAAGAUCAGUGUAGAAGAGCUGAACUAUCCUUCCAUCAGCUUGAGCUUGGAGUUGGACCGUAGAAAGAUCAUAACAAGGAAUGCGACAAAUGUGGGAGAAGCCCACUCUGUUUACUUUGUCCAUUUUGAUGAACCUGAAGGAGUAACAAUGGACGUUACUCCUGAUAUGCUCUAUUUUACCAGGAAAAACCAAAAGCGGUGUUUCACCAUUGAGUUCAUCACCAAGGAUGACUUUACAGGACGUGGACAUGUAUCUGAAGGGCAGUUGUCAUGGGUGAAUAAACAACAUACUGUAAGAAGCCCUAUUUCUGUCAACUUUGUGUGAGAUAUCAACUCAAGUUUAGUGUCGAAAAGAUGCACAG
Dioscorea cayenensis subsp. rotundata (Guinea yam) is the source of this 2385-nucleotide messenger RNA. Its product is annotated as subtilisin-like protease 4. Gene Ontology annotation, biological process: proteolysis. The record is from RefSeq and is a predicted model, not a curated record. The coding region runs from base 102 to 2348 and encodes 748 amino acids. Lineage: Eukaryota; Viridiplantae; Streptophyta; Magnoliopsida; Dioscoreales; Dioscoreaceae. Gene Ontology annotation, molecular function: serine-type endopeptidase activity. The transcript has a single exon.